AGGGAGGCUGCUGCAAUAUCGAAAGCAUCCAGCUUUCCGUGGCUGGGCUAUAUCGGGCCCGGGUCGGGAGCUAAACGUCUGGACUUCAAAAUUAGUUUUGCCGCUAACUGUGUGACCUAGGUUAAUUUAAUCUUGGAACCUCGUGUCUGUAAUUGGAAUAACGAUAGUACCUCUCAAGAGUUGUGAAGAGUGAAUGAAAAAACAGGACAGUUUCUGGCAGGUAGUGGAAUUGAGCUAUUUGCUGAAGUGUCUUUCUCUGAUAACUUAGGGGGAAAUUUACAUUUUGAUUUUUUCUUACCAUGGCUUUGGUUCACAAAUUCCUGAAUGGCACAUGUAUUCUCAGAAACUACCUGAAGCCGAGUGCUGCCUUGCAUUCAUUUUGGGGUAUUUACUUUGCAAACUAUUGUUCCAAUAGUCUUCAGAAACCAGUGGCUGCUUCUGGCAGAGCCUCCCAGGAGAGGACUGAAGAGGGUUUGCAAAGACAUCACCAGAAAGAAGUUGCUUUGGAUAUAACUUCUCCUGAAGAGAAGCCUGAAAUGAAUUUUGAUAAAGCAAUUAAAGAUGAAUUAAAGGACCAUUUUAGACGUUUGAAGGAUGAAAUCAUGAAUCACUGGGUGGGACCAGAAGGCCGCCCAUUGCAUGAUGUCUUGCUAGAACAAGCCAAGGUUGUCUGGCAGUUCCGUGGAAAAGAAGAUUUGGAUAAGUGGAUAGUCACUUCUGAUAAGACGAUUGGAGGCAGAAGUGAAGUGUUCUUGAAAAUGGGCAAGAAUAAUCAAAGUGCACUGCUCUAUGGAACUCUGAGCUCUGAGCCACCUCAGGAUGGGGAGAGUAGCCAAAGUGGGUACUGUGCAAUGAUAUCCAGGAUUCCAAGGGGUGCUUUUGAGAAGAAGAAGUCUUAUGAUUGGUCCCAGUUCAACACUCUGUAUCUCCGUAUCCGUGGGGAUGGCCGACCUUGGAUGGUGAAUAUCAAAGAGGACACAGACUUUAUCCAAAGGAAAAAUCAGAUGUACAGUUACUUCAUGUUCACCCGUGGAGGGCCCUACUGGCAGGAAGUCAAGAUUCCUUUUUCCAAAUUUUUCUUCUCAAAUCAAGGAAGAAUCCGGGAUGCCCAGUACCAGCUUUUGCUUGACAAGAUCUCCACUAUAGGAUUCACGUUGGCUGAUAAAGUGGAUGGUCCAUUCUUCCUGGAAAUAGAUUUUAUUGGUGUGUUUGCUGAUCCAGCCCACAGAGAAGAAUUUGCUUAUGAAAAUUCUCCAGAUCUUAACCCAAGACUUUUCAAAUAGAUAAGAACAUGUGGCAGUUUUGUAUGACUACAUUAUGGAUAGUAGCAGUAACUGUGAUGCUGGGGAUCUGGGGGCUUCACACAUGCCAGGCAAGGACUCUACCACACAGCUAAAUCACCAGGACAAAAUAAAGCAUUUGUCAAUAUCCAAUGAAUGGUGGUAUAAUAAUCCUUAAGAAUAGCAUUUGCCUCAUCUUAAGAGGAACAAGGCAUGAAACCAGGUUCUGAGCUCAUGUAAUACAAGUACUGAUGUAGAGGCACUCAAAUGUUUUUGUCAGAAUGGUUCCUAUUAGGAACAUUUCCUACAUGAGUAGGCAGGUUCCAAAGCGGAGAGUCUCUGAGAUCAGUGUUGAUAGCUUUCUACCAUUCUCUCCUUGCAGGUUUCUUUUUAUUUCCUAAAUCAUCUUUGAGAAAAGGAAACUGCUCAAGGAUAUUAAGAUAAAGAUGCCAUAAAAGUCACUUGAGAAAUGAGAUACCUGGUUUAGAGAGCUUGUCCUCCAAAGAUAAAUAAACCUUACUAGUUCUUCCUUUAUAGUGACUAUUGAUCAGUGGAGAAACUAGAUACUAGACUUCUGUCUCUAAAGCUUCCAAAGUUAUUUUAAGUAUUAGAGAUUGGACAUGCUAAAAAUAAGGCCCUGAUUAACUCACUUUGAUCAGUUUUUGUCAUAUUAGAAGGCAGGAAAUGAAUAUAUAGCCAGAGUACCAUAAGAGAGCCAAAAUUACAAAUAAAUGAUAUACAAAGUUAA
Messenger RNA from Ictidomys tridecemlineatus (thirteen-lined ground squirrel), 2028 nucleotides. It is a transcript of the gene Ndufaf1, whose product is annotated as NADH:ubiquinone oxidoreductase complex assembly factor 1. The record is from RefSeq and is a predicted model, not a curated record. Gene Ontology annotation, biological process: mitochondrial respiratory chain complex I assembly; mitochondrial electron transport, NADH to ubiquinone. Gene Ontology annotation, cellular component: mitochondrion. Lineage: Eukaryota; Metazoa; Chordata; Mammalia; Rodentia; Sciuridae.